Cynara cardunculus var. scolymus (artichoke) is the source of this 885-nucleotide messenger RNA. Its product is annotated as thaumatin-like protein 1. The transcript has 3 exons. Gene Ontology annotation, biological process: defense response. Bases 1 to 885 code for a protein of 294 amino acids. Gene Ontology annotation, cellular component: extracellular region. The record is from RefSeq and is a predicted model, not a curated record. NCBI's taxonomy places the organism in Eukaryota, Viridiplantae, Streptophyta, Magnoliopsida, Asterales, Asteraceae.
AUGGGUCACUCCGAUAUGGUUCUUAGAUUUCUUCUGUUCUUCGUUUUCAAAGGAGUUUUGGGGACUACUUUUACGUUUUUGAAUAAGUGUGAUUACACAGUCUGGCCAGGGCUAUUAGGCACACCUGCUCUCGAGACGACUGGAUUCGAGCUAUCCAAAGGUAAAUCACGUUCAUUACAAGCUCCGGCGGGGUGGUCCGGUCGGUUCUGGGGGAGAACCGGCUGCAAUUUUGACGGGUUGGGUCACGGGUCAUGCGCCACAGGGGACUGUGGCUCGGGACAAAUGGAAUGCAAUGGUGCCGGAGCCGCACCACCCGCCACCCUGGCGGAGUUCACCCUUGGAUCGGUGGGUACCCAGGAUUUCUACGACGUCAGCCUUGUUGAUGGGUACAAUAUCCAGAUGAUUGUGGUGGUGAGUGGCGGUUCCGGUGAUUGUGCGACUACGGGUUGCGUCGAUGACUUGAACCGGCGGUGUCCGAGCGAGUUGAAGGUGGGUGGUGGCGGAGGGUGUAAGAGCGCCUGUGACACGUUUGGGACGCCGGAGUACUGCUGUAAGGGUGCCUUUGAUUCGCCUGCAGCUUGUCGGCCGACGGCAUACUCGGAGCUUUUUAAGUCGGCAUGUCCAAAAUCGUAUAGUUACGCGUACGACGAUGCAACCAGUACGUUCACGUGUACGGCUGCUGCUCAAUACGCCGUCGUAUUUUGUCCCUCGCUACACUGCUUAAGAAAUGUAAAACCAAAAGUGGGUAACGAAACCGAAGGAUCGUUGGAUGCAUUGUUGGAGUUGUACGCUCAUCUUGCUUCAGAUGCAGGGGAUUCAAGUCCUCUGUUAUUUAAUUUCAUUAGAUUCAUGAUUUCUGUAAUACUAUUUAUUUUAAUCUUGUAA